UCGUCGGUGAGGGGGCUAGUCCGGCGCCGCCAUUUUGUCCGCCCGCUUGUGAUACCCGCGCUGCGAGCCGUGAGCAGGAAAGAGAGGAUGGGGGAUCAUUACCAUCGGGGCGCAUUCCCACCGGGGCCUCCCAGGGAUUUCCGCAGAGAUGAUCGAUAUUUCGGACCAGACCAUUAUGGCUCUCCAGGAGGAGGAUUUCCACCUCACAACAGACCAGAUCCUAUUAAGCAGGAACGAGACCAGUUUUAUGACAGAAGGCCUUUGGAUCCAGGACCUCCUAUGCCUAGCAUAAAGACAGAGUUUUAAACAGGAGGAACCUGACCCUGGUUACCGGAGCCCAAAUGCAUCUGGUCCUCCACAGUCCUUCCAAAACCGCAAAAGACCAUUUGAGGAAAGAGGGAGGGGAUUCUAUGAACACCGCGAUGAUAGAAGCAGAGCACGGUCCCCACAAAGUCGUGGAACAGAUGAUGAAGAUGAUCCAUUUGAUGAGAGCGUUGUAGUCUUGGAUAAUUAUAACAGUGAUCUGCACUUCAAGCUCAGCAAGGAUCGCACAACAGGUUUCCCACUUACCAUGCAAGGGUUUGCUUACCUGUGGUCUGGAGCUCGGGCAACACAUGGGGUCACCAGGGGUCGGGUCUGCUUUGAGAUGAAGGUUAAGGAAGAAAUUGCAGUCGGGGACCUACCAUCCAAUGAGCCAGAUCCCCAUGUAGUACGUGUUGGGUGGUCUCUGGAUUCUUGUACCACGCAGUUAGGAGAGGAGCCAUUUUCCUAUGGUUACGGAGGAACAGCAAAAAAAUCUAUGAACAGCAAGUUUGAAAAUUAUGGGGAAACCUUUGCAGAGAAUGAUGUUAUUGGAUGUUUUAUUGAUUUUGAAGCACGUGGAGAAAUAGAGAUGUCCUUCUCUAAAAAUGGACGGUAUUUGGGCACGGCUUUCCGUGUGAGCAAAAGUACUUUAGGCGAUCAAGCCUUAUUCCCCCACAUACUAGUGAAGAACUGCUGCGUGGAUUUUAACUUCGGGCAGAGAGCCGAACCUUUCUGCAGUAUUCCACCAGGCUUUACAUUCAUCCAGCAUGUGCCCCCCUAUGAACUAGUACGAGGAACAUCACCUCCUAAGAACAAAGGAGAGUGUGAGAUUGUGAUGAUGGUGGGACUGCCUGGAGCUGGAAAGACAACCUGGGCAAUGAAGCAUGCAGCCGAACACCCUGAAAAGAAAUACAAUAUACUUGGCACCAAUGCCAUUAUGGAAAAGAUGAGGGUAAUGGGUCUUAGAAGACAGCGUAACUAUGCCGGUCGGUGGGAUGUGCUUAUUCAGCAAGCCACAAAGUGUUUAAACCAACUUAUCCAGAUAGCUUCCCGCAGGAAACGGAACUACAUUCUAGAUCAGACCAAUGUCUAUGCUACAGCCCAGCGCAGGAAAAUGCGACCGUUUGAAGGUUUUCAGCGCAAGGCCGUCAUAAUCUGCCCCACAGAUGCUGACCUGCAAGAUCGUAUUGUUAAACGGACAGAUGAGGAAGGGAAAGAUGUCCCUGACUCUGCCGUGCUAGAAAUGAAAGCUAAUUUUGGCUUGCCGGAAGCUGGAGAUUUUCUGAAUGAGGUGGUCUACAUUGAGGUGCAGAAGGAGGAGGCUGAAGAAUUAGUCCGUCAAUACAAUGCAGAGGGAAAGAAGGCUGGUCCACCUCCAGAAAAGAAGUUUAGGGGCCGUGGUGGAGGACCUCCUGGUGGCGGAGGAGGCAGAGGAGAUGGAGGCAGAGGAGAU
This is a messenger RNA of Staurois parvus, 1756 nucleotides long. Lineage: Eukaryota; Metazoa; Chordata; Amphibia; Anura; Ranidae. The record is from the annotation of a GenBank genome assembly.